AUGUCCUCCCUUUUCGAAGCCGUCCUGCAAUCCGAGGCCGGAUCAACAGCUGGCCGCGCUGCACAAUGGCCUCAAUCAGACCAGCCAUCCAGUUCCCGUCCGCAUUUGCCCUCAGAGAGCAACGGGCCUAUGAGUGACAUGCAGGCACUCCCAGAUGAUGAAGUUGUUGGGGCAUCGAAUGGCGCCGUCAACCGUCUACGGAAUCCAUACGCAAGCGCUCCACCCCCAGUGCGCGAUCUUGCCGGUGAGAAAGUGCAGCAAUCAUUUGAAGAGUUUUUGGAGAAUUAUGUAGACAGUCCUCCCUCGAAUACAAACUCAACGGCUCCAUCCUCGUCGGCACAACACUACAGCGACAAGUACUACAUUUCACAAAUUCAUGGCAUGAAGUCGUUUGAACUUUCUACCCUCUACGUUGAUUACACUCACCUGACGACCGUCGAUAAUCGGAUUCUAGUCGAGGCUAUUGCGAACCAGUAUUACCGCUUCCAACCUUUUCUCAUUCGUGCUCUGCACAAUCUCAUAGCCAAACAUGAGCCGGGAUACUUCGUCUCUCACCGCCAGCCAACCAGCAACUCCUCUCAGCAAAAUGCGUCAAUCGUGGCUGUGAAUUCCAAUGCUAGCGACAUUUCGAGCGAGGAAAAGGCCAUGAAGGAGAAGACACGACACCAGCAGACGGAUCGAGUGUUCUCUUUGGCAUUCUACAACCUGCCAUUAGUGUCUCGACUACGGCAACUACGAACGUCACAUAUAGGAAAGCUGCUGUCGAUAUCCGGAACAGUGACGCGGACAUCAGAAAUCCGACCCGAGCUCUCGUUAGGAACUUUCAUCUGCGAAGGAUGCCGCACUCCUUGUACCAAUAUUGAACAGACCUUUAAAUACACCGAACCCUCGCAAUGUCCAAAUCCGACGUGCGGUAACCGAGUUGGCUGGCGCCUUGAUAUUGGAAAGAGCACGUUUGUUGAUUGGCAGAAGAUAAAGCUCCAGGAAUCUUCCCAUGAGAUUCCUACGGGGAGUAUGCCACGCACAAUGGAUAUCAUCGUGAGAGGAGAAAUGGUUGACCGAGCAAAAGCUGGAGAAAAAUGCAUAUUCACGGGUACAUUGAUUGUCGUCCCCGACGUCAGUCAGCUGGGCUUGCCAGGUGUGCGUCCCGAGGCAAACCGUGAUACCGGCGCUUUCCGUGGAGGAGACGUUGGAGGAGGAGGCGUCUCUGGCCUGAAGUCUUUAGGUGUAAGGGAUCUCACAUACCGCCUUGCUUUCCUUGCUUGUAUGAUCACCCCAGACUUGACAACACCUGGUCAGCGGACGAACCAGCAACUCAGCGGUCAAUCCCAAAAUAUUCUGGCAUCACUAAAUCAAAAUGAUCAACCCCCGGAGGAAGAGGAGCAUGCGCAAGAGGCUCUCCUGCAGACGUUUACCCCUGCAGAAGUCCAGGAACUAAAACAGCUCGUCGAGAGUGAGCACGUCUAUCAACGAUUAGUCAACUCGAUAGCCCCCAUGAUUUACGGUCACCAGUCAAUCAAGAAAGGCCUCCUGCUACAGUUAAUUGGCGGUGUGAGUAAGAGUACAGAACAAGAAGGCAUGCAGCUCAGAGGAGAUAUCAACAUUUGCAUCGUCGGCGAUCCUUCAACAAGUAAGAGCCAGUUUUUAAAAUACAUCUGUUCGCUGCAUCCACGAGCGGUCUAUACCAGUGGUAAAGCUUCCUCUGCGGCAGGUUUGACGGCUUCAGUUGUCAAAGAUCCGGAGACUGGCGAGUUUACAAUUGAGGCAGGAGCUCUAAUGUUGGCUAAUGGAGGAGGAAUAUGCGCCAUUGAUGAGUUCGACAAGAUGGACGUUGCAGACCAGGUUGCUAUUCACGAAGCUAUGGAACAACAAACCAUAUCAAUCGCCAAAGCGGGAAUACACACAACUUUGAAUGCACGAGCUUCAAUUCUUGCUGCCGCCAAUCCUAUCGGUGGUCGAUACAAUCCAAAAAAUACACUCCGCCAAAACCUCAACUUGAGUGCACCCAUCAUGAGCAGAUUCGACCUGUUCUUUGUUGUCAGAGAUGAACCUAAUGAGCAAGUUGACCGAAAUCUAGCUUCUCAUAUCGUCAAUGUUCAUAUGAACCGAGACGAAGCUGUGGAACCUGAGAUCAGCACGGAGCUUCUUCAGCGCUACAUUAGACUUGCCCGAACGUUCAAGCCUGUGUUUACGGAGGAGGCUAAAGUUGUUCUAGUCGAAAAGUAUAAGGAAUUGAGGGCGAACGAUGCCCAGGGAGGUAUUGGCAGAUCGUCUUAUCGUAUUACUGUCCGCCAGUUGGAGUCUUUGAUCCGUCUAUCAGAAGCAGUGGCUAGGGCCAACUGUGUUGAAGAAAUUCUUCCAAGAUUUGUUCGCGAAGCAUACAAUCUCCUUCGGCAAAGCAUUGUCACUGUCGAGAAAGACGACAUCGAAGUUGAAGACGACGAGGAUGAGCAACCUGCACAACAUGGUGAUGGAGAGGACGAAGUGAUGAACGAGGCUCGCGACCGCGAUGGUGACAGCCCCAUGGGAGGUGACGACGAUGAGCCGGUUCCAGAAUCACAACCAGCGGCCCCUUCGCAAAAGACAAAGAUUACAUACGCCAAAUACAUGCAAAUUCUCAACCUACUCGUCCGACGUGUCAACGCUGACGAAUCUGCUUCCGGUAAUGGUGUCGAGCAGAAUGAAUUGUUGACCUGGUACUUGGAGCAAAUUGAGUCGGAAAUCAACAACAACGAGGAGUUGGAGCAGGAACGCAACUUGGCGAAGAAAGUACUGAAACGCAUGGUUAAGGAUAAUAUCCUCAUGCCUAUUCGUGGUCAGGGCCUCAUGGAUGAGACACAGGAUGACGAGCACACCCAACCACCGCAGCAGCUUGUAUACGUAAUGCAUCCUAAUUGCGCGAUCGAGGAUGUGGAAUAA
Molecule: messenger RNA, 2919 nt
Organism: Talaromyces atroroseus
Lineage: Eukaryota; Fungi; Ascomycota; Eurotiomycetes; Eurotiales; Trichocomaceae
Product: DNA replication licensing factor mcm6
Exons: 4
Coding region: 1-2919 (972 amino acids)
Biological process (GO): mitotic DNA replication; DNA replication initiation; double-strand break repair via break-induced replication
Cellular component (GO): MCM complex; nucleus
Molecular function (GO): single-stranded DNA binding; ATP binding; single-stranded 3'-5' DNA helicase activity
Source: RefSeq, a predicted model, not a curated record